AUGUCCCUGUCAAACAAGCUCUCUAUAACCGACCUCGACCUCAAGGGCAAGCGCGUCCUUAUCCGUGUUGAUUUCAAUGUUCCUCUUCAAGAUGGCAAGAUAACAAACAAUGCCCGCAUCGUUGCUGCCUUGCCAACCAUUCAAUAUUCUUUGGAUCAUGGCGCCAAGGCCACCAUCCUCAUGUCCCAUCUGGGGAGGCCCGAUGGCAAGGUCAUUGAAAAAUAUUCCUUAAAGCCUGUCGCUGCAGAGCUUGAGCAGCUGCUAAAAAAAUCCGUCAUUUUCCUCUCCGAUUGUGUUGGUCCAGAUGUGAACAAGUCGAUCGAUGACGCUCCUGCUGGAUCGGUAGUUUUGCUGGAAAACUUGCGUUUCCACAUCGAAGAAGAGGGCUCUGUCAAGAACAAGGAUGGGUCAAAGACGAAGGCCAAUCCAGACGCGGUAGCCAAUUUUCGUGAGGAUCUCACGAAACUUGGCGAUGUUUACAUCAACGAUGCGUUUGGGACCGCUCACCGUGCACACUCUAGCAUGGUCGGAGUCGGGUUAACUCAGAGAGCAGCUGGUUUUUUAGUGAAGAAGGAACUGGAAUAUUUUGCCAAAGCACUCGAAAAUCCGGAACGCCCAUUCCUCGCUAUUCUUGGGGGCGCAAAGGUUUCCGAUAAGAUCCAGUUGAUUGACAACAUGUUGGAUAAGGUUAACUCGCUUAUUAUUUGCGGGGGGAUGGCGUUUACUUUCAAGAAGACACUGGAGAAUGUAUCAAUCGGAAAAUCUCUGUUUGACGAACCUGGUUCAGAGAAGGUGUCCGUUCUGGUCGAAAAGGCUCAAAGGAAUAAUGUCGAGUUAGUCUUCCCGGUGGAUUAUGUUACGGCGGAUAAAUUCGCUAAGGAUGCAAAGACCGGUAUUGCAACAGAUGCGGAAGGCAUUCCAGAUGAUUGGAUGGGCCUUGACGCUGGACCUAAAAGCCGCGAACUAUUCCGAUCGACGGUUUUGAAAGCCAAGACGAUUCUCUGGAACGGGCCUCCAGGUGUUUUUGAGUUCCCGGCAUUUGCAGAAGGUUCUACGUCGCUCCUUGAAGCCGCAGUUCAAGCAGUCAAGAACGGCUCAGUUGUCAUCGUUGGGGGUGGCGACACCGCGACCGUGGUAGCUCAGCACGGAGACGAAGACAAGCUCAGUCAUGUGAGCACUGGUGGAGGAGCGAGUCUUGAACUCCUCGAGGGCAAAAUUUUGCCAGGUGUUGCUGCCUUGAGUGAAAAGGAAGCGUGACUCGUUGUGAAAUUAUGAAUAAAUAAAUACUAGAUUAUGUAAAUAAAAGUGAACUCUCUGCUGCA
Laccaria bicolor S238N-H82 is the source of this 1322-nucleotide messenger RNA. RefSeq names its product phosphoglycerate kinase. Gene Ontology annotation, molecular function: phosphoglycerate kinase activity; ADP binding; ATP binding. Gene Ontology annotation, biological process: glycolytic process; gluconeogenesis. The coding region runs from base 1 to 1257 and encodes 418 amino acids. The record is from RefSeq and is a predicted model, not a curated record. Gene Ontology annotation, cellular component: cytosol. The transcript is spliced from 8 exons. Lineage: Eukaryota; Fungi; Basidiomycota; Agaricomycetes; Agaricales; Hydnangiaceae.